Psammomys obesus (fat sand rat) is the source of this 2701-nucleotide messenger RNA. RefSeq names its product acylcarnitine hydrolase-like. Bases 42 to 1718 code for a protein of 558 amino acids. The record is from RefSeq and is a predicted model, not a curated record. The transcript has 12 exons. Gene Ontology annotation, molecular function: carboxylic ester hydrolase activity. Gene Ontology annotation, cellular component: intracellular membrane-bounded organelle. Lineage: Eukaryota; Metazoa; Chordata; Mammalia; Rodentia; Muridae.
CCUGCCCUACAGAAGUUCAGACACUCUUCUGUGUACCAACCAUGGGCCCGGAACAAAUUCUCACUCGGCUAACCACCGCAGCCUGUGGGUUCCUGCUUCUCCUCCAGGUCCAGGGCCAGGAUUCAGCCAGUCCCAUCAGGACGACACACACAGGCCAGAUACAGGGAAGCCUAGUCCACAUAAAGGGCCUUGAUGUGGGUGUUCAUUCUUUCCUGGGAAUUCCCUUUGCCAAGCCACCUAUAGGACCACUGCGUUUUGUACCUCCUGAGCCUCCUGAAUCAUGGAGUGGUGUGAGGGAUGGGACCUCCUAUCCAGCCAGGUGCCUGCAGGACAUCGCUGCAAUGAAUAUGCAGGCUCUCAAGCUGUUGAAGCUGACCUUGCCUCCCAUCCGUAUGUCUGAGGAUUGCCUAUACCUUAACAUCUACACACCAGAUCAUGCCCAUGAGGGUUCCAAGCUGCCUGUGAUGGUGUGGAUCCAUGGUGGUUCACUGGUUAUAGGCAUGGCUUCCUUGUAUGAUGGAUCCAUGCUGGCCGCCAUUGAGGAUGUGGUGGUGGUCACUAUCCAGUACCGCCUGGGGGUCCUGGGCUUCUUCAGCACUGGAGACCAGCAUGCCAGAGGCAACUGGGGCUACCUGGACCAAGUGGCCGCCCUGCGCUGGGUCCAGCAGAACAUCGCCCAUUUUGGAGGCAACCCUGACCGGGUCACUAUAUUUGGCGAGUCAGCAGGUGGCACAAGUGUGUCUUCACAUGUUGUGUCCCCCAUGUCCCAAGGACUAUUCCACAGUGCCAUCAUGGAGAGUGGGGUGGCCACGAUCCCUGGCCUCAUCUCGACAUCCCCUGACGUAGUCUAUAGAACGGUGGCCAACCUGUCUGGAUGUGAGCAAGUAGACUCGGAGGCCCUGGUGAACUGUCUUCGAGGCAAGAGUGAAGAGGAGAUUAUGGCUAUUAACAAGGCCUUCAAGAUCAUCCCUGCUAUAGUGGAUGGCAUCUUCCUGCCCAGGCAUCCCAAGGAGCUGCUUGCCUCGGCUGAUUUCCAACCUGUCCCCAGCAUUAUUGGCAUCAACAAUGAUGAGUACGGCUGGAUCAUUCCCUCGAGCUUGAGCAACACUGACUCCCAGAAGAAAAUGGAUAGAAAGACUGUGCAAGCUGUACUUCAGAGGAGGGCAGCCAAGAUGAUGUGGCCUCCUGAAUUUAGUGACCUGGUGAUGGAGGAGUACAUGGGGGACAAUGAGGACCCUCAGCUUCUCCAAGUGCAGUUCAAGGAGAUGAUGGAAGAUAUCAUCGUUGUGAUCCCUGUGCUGCAAGUAGCACAUUUUCAACGUUCCCAUGCUCCUGUCUACUUCUAUGAGUUCCAGCAUCGGCCCAGCUUCUUCAAGGACUCCAAGCCACCCGAUGUAAAGGCUGACCAUGGUGAUGAAGUUCUCUUUAUCUUCAGAUCAUUUUGGGGAGGCACCCAAAUUGACCUCACUGAGGAGGAGGAGCUUCUGAGCAGGAGGAUGAUGAAGUACUGGGCCAACUUCGCAAGACACGGGAACCCCAACAGCGAAGGUCUACCCUAUUGGCCCGUGUUUGACCAUGAGGAGCAGUACCUACAGCUGGACAUCCAGCCUGUUGUGGGCAGAGCCCUGAAGGCUGGAAGGCUGAAGUUCUGGACCAAGACUCUGCCCCAGAAGAUCCAGGAGUUAAAGGAGGUUGAGGACAGACAUGCAGAGUUGUAGCACCCUGUGUCAAGUGCAGGUGGGGUUAUUCUAAGGUUUCCAAACACCUUAAGAAGAGACAUAGGGAAGCCACAUAUUUACAUAGUCAUUAGGUUCAUACACCCAACAACUACUAUGAAGUCUUCCCUACAAAAUACAUGUUCCUUGCUAAGCCUGACAAGGGUCACUUCUGUUACAUACAGCAAACAUGUAUCCAUGCAUAUAUGGAUGGGUGAGUCCCAAUAGACAACACCCCUUCCUUGCAUGGCCCCUCCCUCCCUCCCUUUCUCCUCCCCCCUCCAUCCUCCCCAUUUCCUCUCCUCUCACUUCUCAGGCCUUGUACUACUAGUGAUGUCCCUUGGGGAGGAUUUCACUAAGCUGAGUGACUGAACCCCCUUUUCACAUCUCAGCAAGCUCCUAUAUUCUAAUAGAUAAGGACAAUUUUUAAAGAAAAUCAGAUAAUAAAAGCCUCAGGAGUUCAUUCUAGGGCUAUCACACACAAUUAUCGCAACAGGUAGCUUCUAUACAACAAAAAUUUAUUGCUAUCUGUUCUGGAAGCUGAAAAUUCUGAGGACGCUGACACCCAAUUUGAGAUCUAACAAGAUAUCUAACGUAUCUGACUCAUAGGCAGCACUUGGCCCUUCCUGCCACAAACCAGCAAACACUCUCCCACAGGCACAAUCCAUACAAGCUUCAUGUUAGCCCAUCUUCUAUUGUUACAACAAAAGAUCCGAACCAACUACUUAUUUUAUUACUUCAGUUCAUUUACCUUACAUCCCAAGGGCGCCCCCUCCCUCCUGAACCAGAUACUUACAAAGAGUUUCUGCGAAAUGGCUCUGCAGUUAGGGAUGCCUGUCAUCAAGCCUGAUGACAUGAAUCUGAUACCCAGGAACCGCACGGUGGAAGCGGAGACCUGACUUUCCAAGUUGUCCUCUAACCUUCACAUAUGUUCUGUGGUUCUAUCACACACACACACACACACACACACACACACACACACACAC